CAGGAGCGAAACCGGAAGUUAGAUCUCAACAGGAAGUGGGCUUCGCUGCUGCUCCAGCUUAUAGCAUUUGUUCAGGGCUGCCAUUUUAGCGAGCUUACGCAGCACAGCUACAUUAUGGGGGUCAAAGUGGUGCAGCUCACCUCGAGUUCCCACCAUGAAAACCUUCUGGCUUCGCUGCACGACCUGAAGCUGCAGGAGCACCUCUGUGAUGUCACUGUGCAGGUGGAAGGUAUGGGGGACGUGCAGGAGUUUCGGGCCCACCAGGUCGUUCUGGCCGCCAUCAGUGGAUACUUCAGGAAGGUUCUUCUGACUCCUGGGGCCACGGAGGAGAAACUGCUGCUGUCAAAUAUGCACUGUCACGAUUUCUCCAAGUUCUUAGAUUUUGCCUACACGGGCAAGGUUGAGGUCGUCAGAAAGAAGAUCGGCGACGUUCAGGCAAUGGCACAGUUUCUGGACUGUGAGGGUUUGUCAAACAUUUGCAGUGAGGCUUUGAGUGCUGGAGUUUUACAGAAACCCAGAAGAAAAAGGUGCGCGGCGACAGCUGAAGCUGUAGACGAACUGCAGGAAGCUGACAAACCAGAAGGAGAGGAAGAACUCUCUCCUGGAGAGACAGAAGGCUCCAAAAAACUGCUGAAGAAGAGAAACAGACAGAAGAAUAUAAAAAGGCCGGCGAAAAAGCUGAAAUUGAAGCUGGAUGGACUCAAGGUGAUGCAAAAGUCUUGGUAUUUUUCUUUAAAAGAGGAUAACGAAAACCAAGAUGAAGAUGCAGGGGAGCAAGAGAACAGAACGGAGGAGGAAGAUCAACGGGGGACAGAAGAGCACGACAUGUCCCUGGAGAAAGCUGCUUCGGAUGGAGAUGAUUGGGAAUGUGAGGAGGAUGAGGAAAGUGAGGAUCCUCACGAUCCCUUGUUCUUCUUGGAGGAGGAGGAGGGGAAAGAGGCAGACGAGGGGCAGUCGAAGGAGGAAUUAAAAAAAGCCUCCAAAGCACAGUUCCAGUGUAACAAGUGCCAACGCACCUUCCAUUAUGAGAGGAGUUACCUGAAGCACAUCAGUACGUACCACGGAGUCCAGGCCGACAUCGUCCACCGCUGCGACAUCUGCAUGCAGACCUUUGCCAACCGCAGCAACCUGAAGAUCCACGAAAAGCACGUCCACAGCAACGAGAGGCAGUUCGCCUGCGACUCCUGCUCCAAGACCUUCAAGCGGAAGAAGGACGUCAUCCGCCACCAGAGACAGGUGCACGAGCGGAACCUGCAGCACGUGUGUCCCGACUGCGGGAAGACCCUCAGCUCCAAAGCGGCCUUGCUGCUGCACGAAAGGACGCACACGGGCUCGAGGCCCUACGAGUGCGCCGACUGCGGGGCCAGAUUUACGCAGAACUCGGCCUUGAAGAUGCAUCGCAGGACUCACACCGGAGAGAAACCGUAUGCAUGUGACGAAUGCGACGCCCGCUUCACCCAGAAACACAUGCUGUCCUAUCAUAAGAGGUCGCACACAGGAGAAAAACCCUUCAUGUGUGAGGCCUGCGGUAAAAGCUUUGCUUCCAAAGAAUACCUGAAGCACCAUUCAAACAUCCACACGGGAUUCAAACCCUACAAGUGUGUGCACUGUGGUCGAGGCUUCGCCCAGAGAAACUCCCUCAACCAGCAUUUGAAAAUACACACAGGUGAGCGACCGUACUGCUGUAAAGACUGCGAUAAAAAGUUCACCCAGCUGAACGCGCUCCAAAGGCACCAGCGCAUCCACACGGGAGAGAAGCCCUAUAUGUGCGGCCUCUGUAAGCGCACCUUCACAGAUAAAUCCACCUUUCGGAGACACACUUUGGUCCACGAUACGGACUCUCCGUGGAAGACCUACCUGGUGCAGCUGGAGGGAAACCUGGAGGAGAGGAAGCCCAGAUCUUUCAAAGGGGAGAAGGCAGAAAAGGUUGAGCCCGGAGAGAAAAAGAGCACGCCCAGGAAAAGUCCCGCUGCUCCAAGUCCUGCUCCUGUCGCCGGUUCCACCAGUUCUGCCAGCAGCGCUGACAAAAUGCAGUUGGAUUCCAUCGUAGUUCCGGCGGAACCGGUCACUCUCCCCUCUGAUUGGACCAGCCAUGGAACCAUUGCUCUGGUCAGCCACGGGGACCUGGAAGGCAUCACGGUCAUCCACACCGCCGUUCCAGCGGGAAUGCAACUCCAGCCCAUAGUGACGAGUGACGGCACAGGAGGCAGCCUCAUCUCCUUGGAGGGUUCUGGCAUCCCGCUGCCCUUCUCCAUCCCAGUGUCCGUGAAGCAUCCCGUGUCUCUGACCUCCACCGCCCCUUCCGCCCCCCUGUCUGUCGCCACGAUCUCGGGUCCCGUUUCCGAAGCUCUGCUUCAGUCGGUCACGGACGUCCAGACCGGGUCCACGUCGUCUGCGCCGGACUCUACGCCCCCCGCUCCAUCCGCAGCGGCGGGGAACCAGCACAGGUCAAGCGUCACGAGUUUGGGCAGCGACGUGCAGGUCGUGAUCGUCGGCGACGAGGCUUGUGGAAAUGAAAAGUCCGGUGUUCAGAGUGACGCCGAGGAACUCUGAACGGAGACGUCCAAAGGGUUUGAAGGCCGCUCUGAUCAGGCCUUUUAUCACAGACGUUCAAAUCGUGUUUUCAGUUCACCAAAUCAACCCAAAGCCCCUGAACGCCUCACCAGCUUUAGCGCUAAUCCUAGUGAGUGAAUUAAAUGAUUCUUUGGUCCCAUUAAUGUUUAGAAAAAACCCUGACAGUUAUUUCCAUCAGCUUUGAGUCAUAACUGUAAUCACGAGUUUAUUCUUAACCUUUCGUCGCCUCAUUUUCUUUAUUAUUUCAAUAAUUAGUAUUUUAAAAAUCAAUGUCCCAAAGUUUAACUCAUUCCAGAAUCAUGUUAUAUUUAAAUUGUAAUCACCAUGUUUGGCUGACUGAAGGAUGUAUUUAUUGUGAUAAACAUGAUGACAGACCUUUAUAGUAAAUUCCGAUAGACGACGGUGAUCCAGCAUUCCCUACAAUACUGUACGCUCAGUCUGGUCUGACUGAAUAAUUUUACAAGCUGAUCUAUGAAGCCACCUUCAAAAUAAUAAAAAAAUUAUUUAUCAAGCAAA
Molecule: messenger RNA, 3090 nt
Organism: Oryzias latipes (Japanese medaka)
Lineage: Eukaryota; Metazoa; Chordata; Actinopteri; Beloniformes; Adrianichthyidae
Gene: gzf1
Product: GDNF-inducible zinc finger protein 1
Biological process (GO): regulation of transcription by RNA polymerase II
Cellular component (GO): nucleoplasm
Molecular function (GO): DNA-binding transcription repressor activity, RNA polymerase II-specific; RNA polymerase II cis-regulatory region sequence-specific DNA binding; protein binding
Source: RefSeq, a predicted model, not a curated record